This is a messenger RNA of Ornithodoros turicata, 6105 nucleotides long. RefSeq lists its product as uncharacterized. The record is from RefSeq and is a predicted model, not a curated record. Bases 2818 to 3465 code for a protein of 215 amino acids. The transcript has 6 exons. Lineage: Eukaryota; Metazoa; Arthropoda; Arachnida; Ixodida; Argasidae.
UUUACGUGCCCUCAAGCUCAAGGUUUUCUUGUGCUAUGAAUCUUCACCAGCUAGUACUAGCUGGUGAAGAACUGGUGAACUGGUGGAAGAACUGGUGAACUGAGAGGAUGGCGAUCGCCAUCCUCUCAGUUAUGUAACGAACUCUCAUGCACUUGGGAAAUACUAUGCCACUAGAAAGAUUCGUACGCUCGACCAGGAGAAUAACGCUGAGGACAUGUUCAAAGCUUUAACGACUUUCUUUUCUUUUCUUUUCUUUUCUUUUUUUUAUGGAAUAGCAUGCCGACCUUGGUCUGGCAGACCUUUCCUUUCAAUAAAUAUAUAUUCCCCCCCCCUUUAACGACUUUCCUCGACGUACAUGGCAAGGGCUGUCGUGGGUAGUCCUACGACAGUGCUGCGUCAGUUGAAAGUACAAAGGUCUUCAAGCACUAGUACGGCAGAAACAUUCUCUGGCCACGCGGGUUCCUUGUUGAGCGCACUCUCUGAAUCUGAUGCAUCAGCCCUGAUGAUCUGAAGAUGCCGUUAACAGGCACCUCCGACAACAAUAAAGGAACAUAAAAUCAGCUGCCAAGUGCUGCCCGCUGCUGUUGCCUUUAUUGAUUUCCUCGAGCAGUUAUACGAGUUUUUUCGAAACUUAAGCAAAUAACAGCUAGUCAUCGAGAUACCAUGACGCACGGCAGACUUAAUACUACCUUGUCACUGUUAUGCAUAGAAAGGGACAUUCUUAAACAGCUUGAUAUUACCGAACUCGUUACUGAUUUUUCAGUAAGGAAGUCAAGGAAGGUUCCAAUCUACGCUAGCAGCGUUAUGUAGUCUUGAAUAGCUUGCAAGGUAGUAGAUACAAGAUAUCAGAAUAUGUAAACUGACAAAGCUAAGGUGAAGUACUCUUUUUGGAAACUGGGGGUAAUAAACGAACCAAACACUGUUCAUUAAACUUUUUCAUGUAUAUAUCGCACGGAAUAGUCGCACCGAGGUAAGGCGUCUCUGUGGACUUUGCCAAAAGUUAUCCUUACGAAGCACCAUGAAAAGUACUGACCAAGCAGAAGGGCCCCCACAAUGUACGCUGCCCUGGGCCCCCAGCAUUGUAAAUCCGGCACUGGUGAUGAGCAUGCCCAUGGUACGUCUUUCUUGAGGAGUCCGGUUAGUGGGAAUCAUACGUCACUGAAGUGGUCGACGUACUUCUUAUAGACGUUUACAGUCCCCAGGAAACGCUGGAGAUCUCUGACGCACCGAGAAGCUGGAAACUCCCGAACUGCGUCGGUGUUGGCUUACUUAGGUGUUGUUAUCCCAUUGGAGAUGGUGUGAUCCAGAUAAUGAAUUCUAGGACGCGCAAACUGGCAUUUCUUGAGCUUCAGGUUUACGUUUUCUGUUUGUAGCUCUUUCAAUAGACUGUGAAGGUGUGUGAGGUGUUCUUCAAACGUAUAGAUGCAUGGACAACAAUAUCGUCAAAGUAAUUGACAGCGUUGCGAAGGAGGUGCGUGAUGGCAACGAUGUUCUUGAUAGUGCGCUGAAAGGUUGCUGGGGCAUUCCGGAAACCGACACACACACACACGUAUACAUUGGAUGACCGAAGGGCAUGACAAACCAUUCGUAAUGUCCAUUUGUAAAUGUCGUGCGGUCUCGUGGUCACAUGCCAGUGUCCAGACGUGAUAUCCAAAGCACUAAAGUAGCGUGAUGACCCCCAGUGAGUCCAGCACGUCGUCUAUAAAUGGUAUGGAUGUAUAAUCAGGCACGGUUAUGGUAUUGAGCUCACAUACGGGUUCUACCAUCACCUUUCAUCUCAGCCAGUAUCGCAGGAGCCGCACAUAAAGACAGAUGUGGUCCUAUAUAUAAAGCCUUGGCUAAGAAGGGACUCAUCCUGUGUCUCGAACUGCAUUCUGUCUGCCUGAGAAGCCCUGUGCGGUGAUCAGUGGACAGGAACAUUUUGGGUAGCUGUGAUGGAAUGUUGCUCCGUAUAUAGAGAUGGAACCUAUGUCAGUGUGAGAGGUGGAGCAAAUAGAGGAGUACUCUCCGAUGAGGGCAUCUAGUGCACGUUGCUGUGAUGGUGUCAAGGAGGAGCCUUGCCUGGAACUUCCGUUUAGUUGCGUUGUUGUUGGUAGGUCUGGAAGAGACGUCUCUUCCAGACCUACCAACAAAACAACGCAACUAAAUGGAAGUUAGGAGUAGCAACAAGUUGUGGGAGGUUGAAGGGGUAUCGUUGAGAGGUCGAGGGGAAGUGCGAAUUUUGAGGCGUUGUCGAGGCAAAGAAGCAAUUCCUUCAUGACAUCUCGCAGACCCUGGACUUCUACCGCCAUCUGAAUGUCGCCGAUUUGUAAAUGAACGCGGACGCGACCCAAUGUUUGAUUUGAUGACGUGACUCGUUGAAAAGUGAUGGCUGAAUUCCUGAUGAGCUCAAGUUGGAGCCUCCUGUAAACGUCUUCAUUGAUACCACGAAAUCUAAGAUCAUGUAUACAAGGAAGCAGUGACAGAGCUCCCAUUUAGGAGCGACAUGCCGGCACACAGGCAGGCGGAUCGCUUGGAAGUAGCAUGUCACCGCCGCCUUCUGUCACAUCAAAUCAAGCCCACCUGAAUAUGUGUACAGGUAUGUCAAUAUAACCCAAAUCAACUAAACACGUCUCGUAUUCCGUAAAAGUCACAUCCGCUAACGACACAGGAACCUGGCUUGUUUCCAACCGCUCACUUGCCACCAAGUUAUCUCAUCCUGUGUCCUACGAAUUCGACACUGGCUCUGCUUCUCGUCGAGGCCUUAUAUUCAGAUAGAAAUUUUCCUGUCAGACCGUGUAGGGCGCUGCCAAGAGGUGCGUACCCAACGUUGUGAAAAUGGCGCACGCCAACACAGUCUCUGUCAUAAGCACCCGUGUGCAAGCGGAGCAACAGAUACUAAUGCAGGGAACGCAACGGACAUCAGUAACUGUCGUCUCAAAUGGGUGGCAAAUUACCCACGCAAUCACCAUGGUCGUGCGAGUGACUGAACUUAGGCGGAUCGUGAACGUUCAGACAGUGGAAGAGUCGAAAAACUAUUAUAAAACCUUUCUGCUGCUGGUCACACUGCUGCUAUUGGGCGUCCCAUUAUUAAUGAUCAUUAUUGGAUUAAUUUCCAUCAAUACAUGUCCCGGCCUUGUCACCGCUCCCUCUUAUCUUGUUUUCUUCGGCGUCCUCAACCUGCUGCUGUCUCUAAGUCCACGCUGUUGCUGCAAAGACUCAUGGCCCCGUUGCAAGGCGUGUUGCACUGUCGUCGUCGCUUCGGUAUUUGCGCUACUAAAUGUUGCGGGUUCCGCAAUGAUGUUUGCAGGCACAGCGACUCUAAAAGUGGACACAAGGGACCACCUUAGCCAGCACUACUGCAGCCCAGUUCCGUAUUACUCAGCGCCAACUUUCGCUGCCAUUUCGAUUGUUUUGACAAUCUUCUUUUGUUAUUGUGCGUGCUGUGGCAAACGCAGUGAGAACACUCGGACUGCACGGUUUUGAAAGAAGCAGCGUGAUUCAAAGGCAAUGCAGAAAGAAACGAACCUGUAUGUGGCACCCUGUGAACCUCUUUUUUUAUUUUUUGUUGUUGUUGUUGUUUUUGUUUUGUGCGUGUGUGUGUGCAUUGAGAUUUUCCCACUUGACAUCUCCUGCACUGCAGUGCUGUAUAUUAAAGGGGAGUCUGGCCAUUGGGAGGAGUCACAAAAACAGGCUCGACCCGUCAAUCACAGUUUUGCUCCACUGAUUGGUUUGCUUUUUAUCAAGGGGGUCGCCAUGACACCUCACUGCCACCCAAAAUGGCGACGAAAACAAACACAGUAAAGCGUGGAUUUCGUGACAAAAAAUUUCCAUAGAAUAAUAUGAUUUUACGCUGCAAAUGUACAUCCUCAUAUACGUUUCUUGGAAAUCAGUUUCAACUGAUGCUCACCCAUCGAUAUCUAACCGAAAAUAAUACGUUUUGACGCCGGUGUUAGGCCUAGUGAACACGGCGAUCGCGGCGAUCACAACGAAAUCAUAACAAAAAAAACGGCACUGUGCUGUACAAUCUUAUAUUUAAUUGCUGUAUUUCAUGGAUAUAAUCAUUCUUGCCUUUGAUAUUCCAACUAUUCAUGUAAAUUUGUUUCAAAAUCGUACCGACGAGAGAAUAUGCCCCCAGCAGGUGGUUCUGCCGGCAGCGGUACAACGACGGAAGCAGACGACAGUUCGCGACGUGCCCCACGCACUUUAGGUGGCGUUCAUCAAAUUUGCACCAGAAAUCCACUAGUUUUGCAGAUAGCGAGAGGCAUCCAUUUCAAUCCCAUCUAAUCCACUUGCCACCCAAAAUGGCGCUGCCCAUGUUGGACAGGGGGACAAAUAGUGAGGGUAGUUUGAUUGAUAGCGCCCCAUAUUUCAAGACUCUAUUGGCCAGAAAGCUGAAAAAGUGGGUGGAGCUUCACGUAUAGGCAUGACCCAUUAAUCCCAUUAAUGGCACGACUGCUCUCCUUUGCUAUGAUAUGCGUACGGAUCUUUGAAACCUUGUCUGUGAUGCGGAAGGAAUCCUAAGGAGAUUAUUAAGAGCAUGAAUGAAGAAUAAGAUUUGCCCCGAGAGAGCUACGGUAGCAAAAAUGAAGGAAAUGAUGCCAUUUCCACGACCUACUACUAUACUAGAGACCUGGACAUCCGCAAAGCUCCCAGCGCUGAGGUAGUAGACCUGGACGCUAGGUCCGCUGGACGCUGGCAAUUGCCGCUUGGCUAUGGGAUUUGGCGCUAGUGCGCACUAUUCGUUACCACGUGACUUGCCGAAACCGCGGCAAUGCAUGGUGGGCUGAGUUGACAAUGACGGCGAAGCAGUGAGAGAGAGAAUAGCUCGCGCUUAGCAACAGCUUGGUAGCACUAUGGUAGCACUAUAGUAGCACGAAAGACGGUGGCAAGGGCGACAGCAACAUUCCCUCUCCCCAAUAAUGCUAUGUGGCGCUUGCAGUGUCCACUACCGUAACUAUCCCAUGACCCAGCUCUCCCAUAGGCGAUUGCCAGUUGUCCAGGUCUCUAGUAUAGAGUAGGUCGUGGCCAAUUCAUUCACUUGAAGCAAAAAAUUAAUGUGGAUUAACUAUUGAACUGCGAAACAGCGCAAUAGCUGCUGGCGGGAUCCCCUUCCUGGUUCGAAAGAACAGUGAUUGCGCAACAGUGUGCACUGUCCGGAAAUGUAUCCAUAUUAUCAUACCACUAACCGUAUGAAUUACUGAUUCCACUAAUCGUACCGCAAACCGUACCGCUUGUACGAAUCAACGAAAUCCGUAUCAAGGAAACGGUACUCUUCCACUACUGUGGAAUUACUGCUCAUUAAAAUGGUGCAUGUAGACCAUCCUUCAUUAAACAAAAACGGAGGGGAAAUACGUAUAUUUAUAUCUUUAAUUAGCAGAAUCUCGGUGAAACAGGGGAAGUCAAGUCCGAUAUGAAAUGUAGCACAAUACAAAAACGAACACUGAAGCCUCCUUAGUUUAAUAUUUAGCUUGUAUAUAUUAAAUUAAGGAAGCUUCAGUGUUGCUUUUUGUAUUGUGCUAUCUUUAAUUAGAUGAGACGAUCGAGUGUCCACAUGUAGAGUUACAACCUUGUUCGGGUGUACUACGUUUAUAACAACAACAAAAAGUGUAAACCUGUGCAGACAGGUAGUUCGUAAGAAAGAUGGGAAACUAGAACGCGGUAGAAGAUCCUCAGUUUUUCAAAAGAGUAGAUACGACAGAUACGAUAGUCGAUACCCGCUAGAGCACUGUGUGGAAAUAUGACCUUAGCAUGAUGCAACAACAGCAGAUAAAUUAUAAUGUUGAUUAUGAUUAUGACAGGUUUUACAUAUGUAACUUUGUCCUGUAGAGCUGUUUCAUUCGCUGAAAACUCAGUGCAGUUUGACCUUUUUCUUUUCACCGAAGGGAACAUUUUAUGAUUCCGCAGCACGACAACGCGCCUGCAUGCUCCUACGCAAAGGCGUCGACCGCGAAAUAUGCGUUGUCAUCGACGAUAGCAGCUUCUUUUUUUAUUGCGCUGGUGCAGUGGUUUCCUACAUUGUGGAAUGUUUGAGAUGAAAUUGAAGCGGAAAUGAAAUCAAGCGGCUUUUUGCUGCUUUUUUUGCCGCCCGAUGAUAUGUAAUCUUCACAAUUAAAGAUGAACAUC